Molecule: messenger RNA, 393 nt
Organism: Benincasa hispida (wax gourd)
Lineage: Eukaryota; Viridiplantae; Streptophyta; Magnoliopsida; Cucurbitales; Cucurbitaceae
Source: RefSeq, a predicted model, not a curated record
AUGAAGACUGUUUUGACUAGUUGGACAGAGUAUGAGUUGCAAGGACAACACAGUCAGUCAAGAAGCUUCAAGGUUGAUCCCAUUAACAAUAAAGAAUAUAAAGUAGUUCAUGGAGACAAUCACCUUUUGGUAAAUUUGGCCUCUAAAUUGUGUAGUUGUCGUGUUUGGAAUUUGGUGGAGAUUCCAUGUGCUCAUGCUUGUGCUAUUAUUCGUGGGCUAAAUUUAGAUAUAUAUGCUUUUGUGUUGGACUACUAUUUUUUCAGUACAUUGUUAUCAACCUAUAAAGGAUCAGUUUAUCCUAUUGGAAAUCAUUCUGAAUUGAGAUCUGUUGAUGUUGGUGUGAAUGUAUUACCUCCAAUAGUUAAACGUCUGGCUGGGCGACCACAUAAAUAA